AUGUCUCUUAUUCACGUGAUUCCGGAUGAUUCGACUCAUCAAGCAUCUUAUCAGACGGCUUCAAGUACCUUGACUGACCGGGGUACAAGCAGUCGCAAACGUUCGUCAACGGCGGACAACAUUUUCCAGUCGUUCAUACACGCCGGGCACAUAACAAGGAACAUAGGAUCAAAUGUUAUUAAAUGCGAGUCCGCGCUCGUUAACCAGCGUCUGGUUGCUGUGCAGGAAGUGCAACCUCAAUCGCCUGAGCUGCAACAACGCAGUAAACGACGAAAACAUCAACAUGAGGAAAUAGUUGAAGCUGAAGUAAUUACCACGAGAAAACCGCCAAAAGAACGUCAGAUCGAGCGCAAGGAAGAGAACGAUGCCAUAGAAAGGCAAGUGGCACGUGUCAAACGAAUGUCCAUGUUGCUUCGAAGUCUGGAAGCGACACAUCAGCUCUUUCUCGAGGAAAUGAUUGCUUGCGCCCAAGAUUACAGCGGUAAGAAAUUGGCGCCUCCAAGCUCAAAUUAA
Phaeodactylum tricornutum CCAP 1055/1 is the source of this 513-nucleotide messenger RNA. RefSeq lists its product with no specific name. The transcript has a single exon. Lineage: Eukaryota; Bacillariophyta; Bacillariophyceae; Surirellales; Neidiaceae. Bases 1 to 513 code for a protein of 170 amino acids. The record is from RefSeq and is a predicted model, not a curated record.